Penicillium bovifimosum is the source of this 1731-nucleotide messenger RNA. Its product is annotated as putative pyridine nucleotide-disulfide oxidoreductase. The coding region runs from base 1 to 1731 and encodes 576 amino acids. The transcript has a single exon. The record is from RefSeq and is a predicted model, not a curated record. Gene Ontology annotation, molecular function: NADH dehydrogenase activity. NCBI's taxonomy places the organism in Eukaryota, Fungi, Ascomycota, Eurotiomycetes, Eurotiales, Aspergillaceae.
AUGCCAACACGGCCAUUGAGCGCAAUGCUUCCUCUGCAGCGCCAGGCCCUACGUCUCCGGAGUCCAUUACCCUGCAUUGCCUAUCGCCUCAAUACUAUACCCACAUCUUCCGAGCUUCCCUCAAGAAGCUACAGACCUCGAUGGAGGUGUCUUGCGACACAGACUGAAACCGCCACCGCCCCUCGGCAGUCUGACAAUGCAAAGGAACGCGUCGUCAUUCUCGGAUCCGGCUGGGGUGGAUACUCCCUCUCACGCAGGCUUUCCCCAAAGACCCAUUCAACUCUUAUAAUCUCACCUCGCUCAUACUUCGUCUUUACUCCCCUUCUCACCGACGCAGCCAGCGGUUCCCUCGAUUUCUCGAAUAUCGUCGAGCCUGUACGUGAUCCACGGGCCAAAGUUGACUUCCUUCAGGCGGCUGCGCGAGCAGUCAACUUGGAAAAGAAGACCAUUCUAUGUGAAGCAACGGUUGUCAAGAGCGGUGUCACGGAGUCAUCUCGCACACAAGACGAGGAACGAGGCGCCGAGAAAGGUCCGGGUACGACAAACUUAAAGCCGGAGCAAGCGCGUCUAUGGGAACAGGGUGAAAUGUUCGAAGUGCCUUAUGACAAGCUCGUGAUUGCGGUAGGUGCCGUCAGUCGCACCUUUGGGACUCCAGGGGUGCGCGAGAACGCAAUGUUCUUCAAGGAUAUCGGGGACGCGAAAAGGGUCAAGCGGCGCGUGCGCGAAUGCUUCGAGUUGGCUGUUCUGCCAACUACGACCCCCGAGAUGCGGAAAUGGUUGCUGAACUUCUCGAUUGUUGGAGCCGGCCCAACAGGCAUUGAGCUUGCGGCGUCGCUGCGCGAUUUCAUCCACGGGGAUAUGAUGGCGCUAUACCCGAGUCUCGAAGAGCUUCCGAGGAUCAUUUUGUAUGAUGUUGCGCCCCAGGUGCUUUCAAUGUUCGACGAGUCGCUUUCCCGCUAUGCAAUGGAGACUAUGAAGAGAGAGGGAGUUGAGAUCAAGACCUCCCAUCAUGUCAAGAGUUUGCGCUGGGGUCCGCCUGGUGCAUCUCCACCGUACGAGAUGGAUCCCAAGCGUUGCUUGACCCUCACAACCGAAGAGGACGGGGAGGUUGGCGUGGGCAUGUGUGUUUGGGUGACGGGUAAUGCCAUGCCCAAGUUCGUCACAGAGUCACUUGAUUCAGUUGAUCCCUUCCCCAAGAACUCAGUUCAUACCAUUGAGCAAUCUUCCUCGGCACCCGUGGAUCUCGAAAAAUCCUCGUGGAAAUUCAAGAAGGCUCCCAGAAAAGGCCCGCUGCUCGUCGACGGCCAUCUCCGCGUGCAGCUGCAAAAUGAAGCAGGCCAGACGGCCGUUCUCAAGGACGUUUUCGCUCUGGGUGACAAUGCUAUGCCGGAGACCAAUGGGCCGCCCGCAACAGCACAGGCUACUUUCCAAGAAGCCAAAUGGCUAGCUGAUCGCCUUAAUAAAGAUGAUCUGGAUCAGGCCCGGCCGUUCUCUUUCCGCAACCUGGGCACGAUGGCGUAUAUCGGUAGCGAACGUGCAUUGAUGCAAAUACCCCAUAAGAGUGACGGUGGUAAACGCAAGUAUCUCCCCGAAGGACUCCGAGGACGUACUGCUGCGCUUGUUUGGAAGACGGCGUAUAUUUCUAUGAGUUUCAGUUGGCGCAAUAAGCUACGUGUGGCUUUCAGGUGGACUUUGAACAAGUUAUUUGGCCGGGAUGUUUCGCGCUUCUAA